Cucurbita moschata (crookneck pumpkin) is the source of this 1822-nucleotide messenger RNA. RefSeq names its product cytochrome P450 734A1-like. Bases 122 to 1687 code for a protein of 521 amino acids. Gene Ontology annotation, molecular function: iron ion binding; oxidoreductase activity, acting on paired donors, with incorporation or reduction of molecular oxygen; monooxygenase activity. The transcript has 5 exons. The record is from RefSeq and is a predicted model, not a curated record. Gene Ontology annotation, biological process: brassinosteroid metabolic process; brassinosteroid homeostasis. NCBI's taxonomy places the organism in Eukaryota, Viridiplantae, Streptophyta, Magnoliopsida, Cucurbitales, Cucurbitaceae.
AAUAAAACCGUUGACGCUGAGAUUUGCAAUUGCGGCCCCUACGGGGUUGGGCUUGUUGGUGUUUGUGGGUUUUGUUUAUUUAAGAGGCGGAAGAGAGAAGCUAAGUGAAUUAAAGGGGCGAAUGGAGGAGGAGUUGGAAUCAGCGGUGGAGGUGCCAUUUGGGGUGGCGGCGGCGGCGGUGGUGGUGGUGAUUUUGGGUGCAAAAAUGGGGUUGGUGUUAUGGUGGAAGCCAAGAAGGAUAGAGAACCACUUUCUCCGGCAAGGAAUUGGAGGGCCGCCGUAUCGUUUCUUUAUUGGUAAUUUCAAAGAAUUGGUUUCCAUGAUGGCGGCGGCUUCUUCCCAUCCAAUACCCAAUUUCUCUCAUAAUAUUCUGCCACGUGUCCUCUCCUUCUACCAUCACUGGAAGAAGAUUUACGGCUCUACGUUUGUGAUUUGGUUCGGACCCAUUGCUCGAGUUGCGGUAUCCGACCCCGACAUGAUCCGAGAAAUCUUCAUCACUAACUCCCAUUUUUACGAGAAAAACGAAGCCCAUCCACUCGUUAAACAGCUCGAAGGCGACGGCCUCCUCACUCUCAAUGGCCCAAAAUGGGCUCUCCAUCGCAAAAUCAUCUCCCCCACUUUUCACACAGACAAUCUCAAAUUGCUGAUUCCUUUAGUAGAGGAAAGUGUAAUGGAUAUGGUACAGAAAUGGUCGUCUAUGACGGAGGAAACGACCUCGGGCGAGGUGGAGAUUGAUGUUUUCGAUAGCUUCCAAACGCUAACUGAAGAUGUCAUAACGAAAACAGCGUUCGGUUGUAGCUAUGAAGAUGGUAAAGCGAUUUUCAAGAUUCAAACUCAACAAAUGAUAUUAGCUUCAGAAGCUUUUCAAAAGGUCUUCAUUCCUGGCUAUAGAUUCUUGCCGACAAGAACAAAUAUGAAGUCGUGGAAAUUAGAGAAGGAAAUAAAGAAAUCAUUGCUGAAAUUAAUCGAGGGGCGAAAACGGAAUUUUGAAAAGAAUUGGGCAAUUAAUGAAAAAGGACCAAAAGAUUUGUUGGGGCUCAUGAUCCAAGCUUCCAUUUCUGUCCAUGACAUCGUGGAAGAAUGCAAAAGCUUCUUCUUUGCUGGCAAACAGACCACUUCCAAUCUGCUGACGUGGACUACUGUCUUGCUGGCAAUGCAUCCACGCUGGCAAAUUCUGGCACGUCAUGAGGUCUUUACCAUCUGCGGUCCACGUGCCCUCCCCUCCUCUGAUGACGUGUCCAAGUUCAAAAUUCUGAGCAUGAUACUAAAUGAAUCCUUACGAUUGUACCCACCCACCGUGGCUACAAUCAGACGUGCAAACGCUGACGUGGAGCUAGGUGGACGAAUGAUCCCACGUGGCACGGAGUUUUUGAUUCCAAUCCUUGCCGUUCAUCAUGAUCAAACUAUUUGGGGCAACGAUGCAAGUGAGUUUAAUCCAGAGCGAUUCUCAGACGGAGUAAGCCGAGCUGGAAAUCAUCCAGUUGGGUUCAUUCCAUUCGGACUUGGGGUUCGGAAUUGCAUCGGCCAAAAUCUAGCAGUUUUGGAAGCAAAGUUGGCAAUGGUGAUUAUACUUCAACGUCUCUCGUUUCGAUUGGCUCCUACUUAUCAGCAUGCGCCGACUGUCCUGAUGCUUCUUUAUCCACAGUAUGGCGCUCCCAUUCUUUUUGAAAAGAUAGCCUUAAAUUAAAAUUACUAGGAUCGUCAAAAUUAACCACAGAAUUAUCAGUAUAAGGUCGUGAAACGACUAACAUAUAGGGAGCUUGAAGUAUCUCGUAAUAACACAAUUAAAGGUUGGGAUUAGAACUUAAUCCGUAUCUUGUUA